UAUACAUAUGUAUAAGCUGGGCUGUUACGCAUUUCAAACUCCCCUUUGUCCACCACCUCUGUGCCAACAGCUGAUAACGAUGUGGCCUCCAGUGCGCAUGCCCUGCCACUUAGUCGUGCUCCACGUAAACGAUUAAAUCUGGUUUUUUUCUGCCCUUAGCACUCAAAACUCAUUCCCCGUGAAGCGGAGCAAUUGCCUGGAAUUUUAGACGCUGGAUAGGAAUAUAACAGAGCUAUCUUAUCGACAGAAACCCUCUAAGAGUGCCGCCCAUCGAGUUGAUGCCGAGGAGCAGCAGUGGAGCUAGAGGGCAGCAGUUAAGAGCCGGACUUUCUGGCCAGGAUGAGGCUGCUCAAGGAACUGAUGCGAGUGGCCACCCAACACAGAGCCUUCUACUGCUACGUGCUGCUCAGCGUCUGGAUAUUCCUUCUUAUAGCGGGAAUGUAUCGCUACAUGGGCAAUGUUGAGUCGACUCCAGGCGGUGGCUCAGUUUUUGGACCCAGUUCGUCCGGCACCGUCAGUUCCUUGGGCGGCGAUAGCUCAGCAUCUUCCACUGCCCAGCGGUUCGCCAAGUACAGAGAACGCUGUGCUCCGUUGGCUCAGCUGCAGCGUUUGGAUGAUGGCGGCAUCUUGGAGGGUUGGAAGCUUCAGGGAGUGCUCCUGGUCAUCAGGCACGGGGAUCGAGGACCCAUAUCGCAUGUCCGCAGUGCUGGCAUCAACUGCGGCGUGAGUGGUGGCUCAGAUAGCCUGGUCAACAGAUAUCGCAGCUUUUUAUACAACUCCAGUAGCUCCGCUUCGGGAUCGAAUCACAUGUACUGGAACAAGGUGGGGCCGUUCCAUGGGUUUCCCCUGCUGCCGGCAACAGAACGUGGUUGUCCACUGGGUCAGCUCACCUACAAGGGAAUUUCACAGCUGCUACACGUAGGCGACAUCAUGCACCAGGUAUAUGCUCAUCCACUGGGUCUCCUGCUCAAACCGAAUCCGAACCGUGCUUCAGUGGAAACGACGCCGCACACGCUUCUGAAUUCGGAUGAGGUGGUGGUCUUUACCACUCGCUAUCGUCGCACCUUCCAGUCCGCCUUGGCCAUGUUGUUCACCCUGCUUCCGGCGGACAAGUGGCUGGCCCUGAAUGUUCGGGAAUCGCACAGCAUGGCUUUCUGCUUCGGGGAGUGCAGCUGUCCUCAAUCUGCCCUGCUGCGGAAACGUUUGGAGGCCAUGGGAGAUAAGCAGCUCUUGAAACGUCGCGAUGUCCUGGAUGUGAUGCAGUGGAUCGGAGGCACCAUACUGCAGCACACUCCGAAUGGCAUUAGUAAUCCCUUCGAGGUGGUGGAUGCCCUUUUGACGGUUCUAUGCCACGAUGCCGCUUUGCCAUGUCGCAGGAAAAAGCAGGUUUCCACUCCAAAGUCCCUCAGAAAGAGCUCCAAUCAGGAGCUGGUGGAUGUGAUUAAUAUAGAUCAGGAUGAAACAGCUGCCAACUUGUUGCAGGAGGCACAAACGCAGACGGAACCCGACUCCCCCGAGGUGGAAAAUGGGAAUCCCUCCGUGCAGGCGGAUGAAUCUCAAGAGGGCUGCGUCGAAUCCAGCCACGUGGACACCCUGAUGUCCUUUGCGGACGAGCUGUCGCAACGCUCCGCUGGUCACUCGUACUACAAGCUAUCCGGAUUGCUGCGAUCAUAUGGAAUGAUCCGGCACAUAGUGAGCUAUAUGCUAAAGAUGAUCUCUGGCGACAGAACGAAGUUUGUCCUGUACUCUGGACACGACUGCACCAUGCAGUAUCUGACAGCUGCCCUCGGAAUCAUCACCAGCCAGGGCCAAACCAUCGCCUAUGCCUCCAGACUAGCAUUUGAAGUUUACCGGAGCGAAGCACACACGGAUUACUACUUCCGGGUAGUUUACAAUGGAAAGGAUGUCACCCAACAGAUCGACUUUUGCGAGGGAGGCAAAAGCCUGCGGGUCACCAGGGAUUCCAGAGGCAACAAGGCCGAUCUCUGUCCCAUUGAGAACAUCAUUCGCUUCCUGCACGAGGAUUACUUCAGUCCGCUGAACGCCACCAAUUUUAAAGAAGCUUGUGGUGCUGUAAAUCCCCCAAAAACUGGGGAGUUUUAGCAGCCCGGCAGGUGAAAAGAUCGGCAGGAGAACCCAUUUCCAACUGUGAUAAGUAGUUAAGAUGUCCAGGCUUAUCCCAAACUGGAAACGACCGCUUUUUAGCGAUGUUAUCUUAGUUCGAAUUUAGUUAAUACAUUCAACUUGUUGAGCCACAAAUCGAAAACGAUACAUAUCAAUGGAGCACUUGUUAGAUUAUAAGUACCUCUUUCUAAAACACUCGCGUUUUUGGGAAGUGAUUUAAAUGAAACUUAAAGUCGCAAACAUAUCAGCUUUUUGA
Molecule: messenger RNA, 2380 nt
Organism: Drosophila erecta
Lineage: Eukaryota; Metazoa; Arthropoda; Insecta; Diptera; Drosophilidae
Product: 2-phosphoxylose phosphatase 1
Exons: 5
Coding region: 340-2103 (587 amino acids)
Biological process (GO): dephosphorylation
Molecular function (GO): phosphatase activity
Source: RefSeq, a predicted model, not a curated record